Messenger RNA from Chanos chanos (milkfish), 2402 nucleotides. It is a transcript of the gene avpr1ab, whose product is annotated as arginine vasopressin receptor 1Ab. NCBI's taxonomy places the organism in Eukaryota, Metazoa, Chordata, Actinopteri, Gonorynchiformes, Chanidae. The transcript has 2 exons. The record is from RefSeq and is a predicted model, not a curated record. The coding region runs from base 192 to 1535 and encodes 447 amino acids. Gene Ontology annotation, biological process: cellular response to hormone stimulus; regulation of systemic arterial blood pressure by vasopressin; G protein-coupled receptor signaling pathway. Gene Ontology annotation, molecular function: peptide binding; vasopressin receptor activity. Gene Ontology annotation, cellular component: plasma membrane.
CAGCUUGAUGGCAAAAUAAUAACAGAUCCGAUAUGAUUUGACAAAGGGUGUAUUACCACACCGCGCGAGCUUUCUUGUGGUUACAUCUUCCAGCUCCUGGUUUUCACAGAAAGCUUAAAAGCCACAAAGGAGGGGAUACCCUUAGAUAUAACCGCACCAGGGGACCGCCUGCCCAAGGUGACUUCGGAGCCAUGCACUUUCCCUCAAAAAUUCAGUUGCGAUACGGCGAUGAGGCGCGCAAUCUCACGGAUGACAAUCAGACCCUGUUUCCGAACCUUUCGGACUACCCGAUCAUGGGUCACCCCUCCAACUUGAGUGGGACAAAAAACGACAGUGACCCUUUUGGUCGUAAUGAGGAGGUGGCAAAAAUUGAGAUUACAGUUCUAAGUGUUACCUUCCUAGUGGCAGUGAUCGGAAACGUUAGUGUACUUUUGGCCAUGCACAAUACGAAGAAGAAGGGCUCGCGCAUGCACCUCUUCAUCAAACACCUGAGCCUCGCGGACUUGGUGGUGGCGUUCUUCCAGGUGUUACCGCAGCUCUGCUGGGAGAUAACCUACCGCUUUUAUGGACCAGACUUCUUGUGUCGGAUAGUCAAACACUUGCAGGUCCUCGGCAUGUUCGCCUCGACUUACAUGAUGGUGAUGAUGACGCUCGACCGCUACAUUGCCAUCUGUCAUCCACUGAAGACCCUGCAACAGCCAACACAGCGCGCCUACAUCAUGAUUGGGUCCACUUGGUUGUGCAGCCUGUUGCUCAGUACUCCACAGUACUUCAUUUUUUCCCUCAGCGAAAUUCAGAACGGCUCCGACGUAUAUGACUGCUGGGCCCACUUCAUUGAGCCAUGGGGCUUGCGCGCCUACAUCACCUGGAUCACAGUGGGUAUCUUCCUCAUUCCUGUCAUUAUUCUCAUGGUCUGCUAUAGCUUCAUCUGCCGCAGUAUCUGGAAGAACAUCAAGUACAAAACCAAGAAGUGCACGGCGCACACUUCAGCAGGUAAAAACGGCCUGAUUGGGAAGUCAUCGGUCAGCAGUGUCACCAUUAUCUCGCGCGCCAAGCUGCGGACAGUGAAAAUGACUUUCGUGAUCGUGCUUGCUUACAUCGUAUGCUGGGCGCCGUUCUUCACCGUGCAGAUGUGGUCAGUGUGGGACAAAAAUUUCUCUUGGCACGAUUCCGAAAAUACGGCGGUGACGUUGUCUGCGCUGCUCGCGAGUUUGAACAGCUGCUGCAAUCCUUGGAUCUACAUGCUCUUCAGUGGUCAUUUGUUGUAUGACUUCGCGCGCUGUUUCCCGUGCUGUAACAAACUGCGGCACACAUUUAGGAAAGAGGACUCGGACAGCAGCAUUCGAAGGACCACUCUGUUGACUAAACUGCCCGCCGUUCGGACCCCAACGAACGGGUCCGAUUCCUGGAGAGACAAUGACAACUCCCGCAAGUCCAGCCAGUGCAUCCCGUUAGACUGUUCACGCAAAUCUAGUCAGUGUGGUCCACUGGACUACUCGCGUAAAUCCAGUCAGAGUGUUCCACUCGAAUCCUGAAAGUACCUCGACCACAGAUAUUUACUGACAAUGGACAGUAAAUGAGGUCAUCUAGCACCACAGUUCUGGUCGUGUUAAGAUUGCAGCGGUUAAAUUAUUAGUUGGAUAUUUUUAGUCAUUGCGAACAUUUUAUGUCCAGAAAAGCUGGUGCCAAAAGUUUCAGACCAAUGAGUCAUAUAUGAUUUGUUUGAUCUAUUCUGGGGCAAAAUGUAUAUAUAAUAUUUUUCUACGUGCGUAAUGUGAAUCUGAAGACUGUGGAGUUAAAACCAUAGAUGCUUUAGCGCAGCAGACUACUCGUUAAACGUCUGUAAGUACUUCGCAUAAGUGCGCCUCUGCCUUCAGCUGUUGAAAAGAGAGUCAGCGCAGGUUGUCGUGCCAGCACAGUCAAGAUUUUUGCUUUAGAUGCUGCAGUGUGCAUGUGCGUUGCGAGCGUAGAACACACAAGAUGUGCGCUCCGACUGACACGCAUGCGGAAAAGCGCCGAAAGUUGUUCCAGGGCUAGUGUGGUUACGGACACAGAUGAUUUCUGAUUCUAAAUAGAGCAAGAGUACUCCUCUGUGUCCUGUCAUCGGCAAAACAGUAUAUUAAUUAUCAUGUCAUUACGUACCCUUACCACAGUAAUUGAAACUGCACUUUUAUAAUGAGAGAAUGCCUGUGACUUUUCUUUAGUUUGUUCGUUUGCUUACUUUUGUAUGGGAACCGUUGUAGCCUCCAUUACAAAGGCUCUGUAAUUGAGUUUUACAGUAAAGAAUGAAUGUCGAUCUACAUAUUUUAUUUGUUUACAAUAAUGAGAGACAUAGUGUGUAUGGGGGAAAUGUAUAUAUGCGAUUUUAUGUUAUUGUAUAGGUUUGUGUGUGUGUGUGUGUU